UGUGCCUUACGUCAAUCUGAAGUAAAAUCUAGCGAUUAAAUAAUAUUUAAUUAAAUAAGAUGACUAGUGUCUCGAACGAAACGAAGCCGGAAGCGAAAAUCCAUAUAGAUGAAGUUGAUAAGAGUUUAGAGGAAGAUCUUCUACAAUUAGUGGAUGAUAUAACAAAAAAAGAUGAGAGAGAAAUAUUAUGCUGCCUUGAACAACUGAAAAAUCUAGUGCAGACUUCUACCACAACAAUGACAUCUGUCCCGAAGCCUUUAAAAUAUUUAAGAGGCUCAUACGAAGUUUUGAAAAACUCUUAUAAAAGGAUUAAAAGAAAAGAAAUCAGAGCACUUUUUGCUGAUAUUCUUAGUGUCUUAGCUUUGGCAGGUGCCACUUCCGGUUCAAAAGAGUGUCUCAAUUUCUGUCUCGAAGGAAGCAUGAUAGAUCCUGGAGAUUGGGGUCACGAAUAUGUUCGAAGACUUGAAGUAGAAAUCACUGAAGAGUGGGCAAAUAUACCGAUUAAUGGUGAAAAAAAAAUAAGAGAUAAGCUGAUGCCAUUGAUAACGAGUAUAAUAAAAUUCGACAUGAAGUAUAAUGCGGAAAUCCAAGGAUGCGAUCUUAGCCUAGAAAUAGAUCACCUUGCUCUGCUGAAUGAACACUUGGAUUCUACCAAUUAUUCAAGGGUCUGCAAUUAUCUUUCAUGCUGUGCUGCCUACAGUGACGAAAUUGAGCGUCGGCAGAUUCUUCAAUCAGUGGCAGAUAAUUAUUUAAAAUUCGGUGAUUACUGCAAAGCGACUUUGGUGGCAAUGCAACUUCAGGAUUUUGAUUUAAUUUCCCAGUGCUUCACUACAUGCCCAGAUCCGUUAAUGAGAAAGCAGUUGGCAUUUCUAGUUUCCAGGCAACAGGACAAGCCGUUAAGAAACGAGUACGAGGGCGAAGACGAGAAGGACAUAGAGAUGAUACUGAGCAAUGGUCAUGUCAAUCAAUAUUUCCAAAUGUUUGCUCGAGAAUUGGAUAUUUUAGAGCCAAAGCUUCCAGAAGAAAUUUUUAAAUCUUGGUUUGAGCCGACAGGCAUUUACAGGAUGAAUACUGAACAUGAUUCUGCGAGGGCAAAUUUGGCUACUAGUUUUGCUUCUGGUUUUGUACACGCAGGAUUUGGGAUUGAUAAGCUUAUGUCCAAUAAAGAAGAAUCUUGGGUAUACAAAAAUAAGGACCAUGGUAUGUUAUCAGCAACAGCGUCUCUUGGCCUGAUUCACAUGUGGGACGUGGAUGGAGGACUUGUACCCAUCGAUAAGUAUUUGUACUCAAAUGAAGAUUUUAUUAAAUCUGGAGCUUUGUUGGCAAUUGGUUUGGUGAACUGUGGCAUCCGGAAUGAAUGUGAUCCAGCUUUGGCUCUUCUUAAUGAAUAUGUAUUAAAAGAAAAUCAAACAGUGCGAAUUGGUGCUGUUUUGGGACUUGGAUUAGCUUAUGCAGGCUCACAAAGAAGUGACGUUUCUGAAUUGAUGAUUGGUGUCUUAUCGGACAAACAAAGUUCUAUGGAAGUUAUUUCCCUUGCUGCUAUUUCUUUGGGCCUAAUAAAUGUUGGUUCUGCUUAUUCUGAAGCCUCUUCGGCGAUUCUUCAAAAACUUUUGGAAUUGACUCCUCAGCAAUUAUCAGUUACAUAUUCCAGAUUCCUACCACUGGCAUUGGGUAUAAUUUACAUGGGUUGUCGUGAUGGAAUUGAAGCACCAUCAGCAGCACUUGAAGUCUUGCCAGAGCCCUAUAAAUUGGCUUCACAAACAAUGCUUCAGGUCUGCUCCUAUGCUGGUACUGGUGACGUUUUGAUAGUGCAAGAAUUAUUGCGAAUCUGCUCCGAACCAGUGGAUAAUGCUACGACUGUUGCCAGUUCUUUGCAAAAUGUACCAUCGAGUCCUCAAACACCAAGAUUUUCCUCCAUCUUUAAUAUUCAUGGAAGCAGCAAUAAUAAUAAUAAUGCGUCAAAGAAUAAAUCACUCACAGAGACCAAACAAGAAGAAACGCCUAAUACGUAUAUUGGUCUUUCACAAGCUAUUGCUUCUCUGGGAGUUGGCGUGGUGGGCCUUGCUGAUGGAAAAGAAAAUUCACGAAUAUUUGGACAAGUCGGAAGAUAUGGCCCUGCGCAAGCCCGACUAGCUGUUCCCUUAGCUCUGGCUUUAACUUCAUUAUCAAACCCUGAUCCUGCAUUAGUGGAUGUAUUAAACAAAUACAGUCACGACAAUGAUUUAGAAGUUUCCCUAAACGCAAUAUUUGGGUUAGGACUGGUCGGUGCUGGAACAAAUAAUGCCCGAUUAGCUACCAUGCUGAGACAACUUGCAGCCUUUCAUGCCAAAAAUCCAUCACAUUUAUUUCUGGUUCGCAUUUCUCAAGGACUCAUUCAUCUCGGAAAAGGAACCUUUUCAUUAUGUCCCUUGCGAUUUUCUUCCAAAGUUCUGGAUUUCACAGCUUUGGCUGGAUUAUUGGUCGUCUUUGUUGCAUUUCUUGACUGCAAAAAUCUGAUUUUGAGCAAAACACACUAUUUGAUGUACUGCUUGGCUAUUGCGAUGGAACCCAGCUGGCUUGUCACGCUUGAUCAGGAUUUAAAAACUCUUCCUGUAUCCGUUCGGGUUGGCCAAGCAGUGGACGUUAUAGGCAAAGUUGGCAAUCCAAAAUCGAUUGCUGGUGGGCACGUUCAUACGACUCCAGUGUUAAUGUCUAUUGGAGAAAAGGCAGAACUUGUCACUGAUCAAUAUGAACCUCUCUCAAGUGUCUUGGAAGGAAUCGUUAUUUUGAAAAAAAAAGUCGAGUGAAUCCUAUUUUUCAUCAAAUCUGAGACAACCUGCAUGUAUCUCAGGAUUUCCUGUCAUCCAGUAUUUCUUUCAGAAAUCUUUUAUCUAGCGAUUACUUUUAGAGAAUUGAAAGUUAAAACACCUUCCAGUGAAAAUAAGUUAAUAAUUUAAGCUACAAUCCUAAUUAUCU
This is a messenger RNA of Belonocnema kinseyi, 2955 nucleotides long. Its product is annotated as 26S proteasome non-ATPase regulatory subunit 2-like. The transcript has 15 exons. Bases 60 to 2786 code for a protein of 908 amino acids. Gene Ontology annotation, biological process: regulation of protein catabolic process; proteasome-mediated ubiquitin-dependent protein catabolic process. Lineage: Eukaryota; Metazoa; Arthropoda; Insecta; Hymenoptera; Cynipidae. The record is from RefSeq and is a predicted model, not a curated record. Gene Ontology annotation, cellular component: proteasome storage granule; proteasome complex; proteasome regulatory particle, base subcomplex. Gene Ontology annotation, molecular function: enzyme regulator activity.